AUGGCGACGAUUGACGUGAAAGAAAUUUUACGGCCCACUUUGGAGCCUGCUGAAAAGAGGCGACGUGUAAAUGGCGAAACCGUUACAACAAAUAAGGAAUCUUCAAAUAUUGCAGACAUUCUUGCGGCAUUAGAGCAAGAUGAUUCUCAGACUGCGGUAGUGGAUGAGAUGGCUGUGAAACAUAUAGUUCUUCAACUAGAAAAAAAAAGUUUGAAGAAUCGUGAAUUGCGUAUCAAAUACAGUGACGAACCGGCAAAAUUCAUGGACAGUGAAAUCGAUCUAAAUCAAGCAAUACAGGAGAUGCAUGUUCUUGCAACGCAGCCUGACCUUUACGGGGUACUGGUUGACCUUAAUGCGGUAACCACACUUUUGCAAUUGAUGGGCCAUGAGAACUCAGACAUUAUUGCUGCCACAGCAAAUCUUUUACAAGAAUUGACAGACGUUGACACAGUAAAUGAAGAAAGCAGUGGUGCUUUGCGCCUCUGUGAUGCUUUGAUAGAGGGUCAGUUGGUGGAAACGAUCGUACAACAGAGUAUUGAACGUCUUGAUGAGACUAUUAAGGAUGAAGCAGAUGCAAUUCAUAACGCGCUUUCAGUCAUUGAAAAUGUUUUGGAAUUAAGGAGCGAGUAUGCAGACGUUUGCGUCGAACAAGGUCUUUUCACCUGGUUGCUUCGUAGAGGCACGCAGCGUGGUACUUUAGAUGCUAACAAAAUGUACGCGAGCGAGUUGCUGGCUCUGUUGCUUCAAACAUCUGAAUUGGCAAGGAAGCGACUUACUGAGAAAAUAGAUGGAUUUGAUUUUCUUCUUAGGGCCCUUGCAUCUUAUAAACGUCGUGAUCCUGGCAGUCUGGAUGAACGAGAACAUAUGGAGAAUCUUUUUGAUGCUGUUUGUGCUGCGCUGAUGUAUGCACCUAAUCGUCAGAAAUUUAUAGAAGGGGAAGGUUUACAACUUAUGAAUUUGAUGUUAAGAGAAAGGAAACAAUCGCGAGAAAGUGCCUUAAAGGUUCUGGAUUAUGCAACCAAUGGUCCUGAAGGGAAAGCGAAUUGCAAUAAAUGCAUAGAAAUAUAUGGUUUCUUUUAA
This is a messenger RNA of Enterobius vermicularis (human pinworm), 1080 nucleotides long. Lineage: Eukaryota; Metazoa; Nematoda; Chromadorea; Rhabditida; Oxyuridae. The record is from the annotation of a GenBank genome assembly.